Messenger RNA from Chiloscyllium plagiosum (whitespotted bambooshark), 3946 nucleotides. The record is from RefSeq and is a predicted model, not a curated record. Lineage: Eukaryota; Metazoa; Chordata; Chondrichthyes; Orectolobiformes; Hemiscylliidae.
UCAGUAAUUUAAUGGUGUCUAUUUUUCCCGGGUUCCUAACGCUCGGCUCCUCGAUCGUUGCUUUGCUAACUGCAGUGAUACUGGGUGGAGUUGGUACACGGCGUCACUGCUUUCAGCUGAAGCCACUUGAAUUCUUUGUGAUUUUUUUUUUCCUCUCUUCCUUUUUCCCUCCCCCCACUCUGUUGUGCGAGAGUCUUUUCACUGGUAGAAUCGAAGUGAUCGGGGACUGGAUGGAGGGCUACUGCAGAGAGCGGCUUGUACUCAGAAUCACGCCGACUGCACACGCUCCAUAAGCGGGGAGGGAGAGAGAGAGAGAGAAGGGAGGGCUUGGGUAUACAUUCCGUGCAAGACCCACCGUUGUGGGUGACAGGAGUUUUUGGCGUGGGUGGGGGGGAGGCGGGUCUUUCCCCCCUCCUCUCCUUCCCAAGCUAAGAAUGGAUCACGUUAUUUCAAUAACUGUCCAACUUUCAAUGGGCUUUCACUGGAAACCGAGCAACUGAGGAUCUCCGAAACCCCCCCCCUACCCUCCUCCCUGUUAUCUUGUCAAGGCUAAUACAGGAGUAUGUCGUUCCCCCAGCCUGUUGCCCUGUCUGUUAGGACUGCUAUUGCUUUGAGUGCUCAACAUUUUCAAAAGAGGUGCCUUUUUUAAGAACUGAAGUUGGAUUGUAACUCGGGGCGAGCAGCUGGCAAGUGAACGAUGGUCUACUCAGGGGUCGCCUUGUGGAGAUUGUUUUGGGUCGCCGUGGGUUACGGGCUGAGCGCGGCUCAGGAACCUUUCGCCACUCACUCCAUCAGGAUCGAAGGAGAGCUCACCUUGGGUGGCCUUUUCCCAGUUCACGCCAGAGGGCCUAAGGGGACACCCUGUGGGGACCUCAAGAAGGAAAAGGGAAUCCAUCGCUUGGAGGCGAUGCUUUACGCCCUGGACCAGAUCAACAGCGAUCCGGACCUCCUGCCCAACAUCACGCUGGGAGCUCACAUCCUCGAUACCUGCUCGAAGGACAUCUACGCUCUGGAGCAGUCGCUCACUUUUGUUCAGACUCAUAUCCAGAAGGACACCACGGAUGUGAGGUGCACCAACGGGGAGCCCCCGAUCUUUGUCAAGCCCGAGAGGAUAGUUGGCGUGGUUGGGGCUUCCUCCAGCUCCGUGUCUAUCAUGGUGGCCAAGAUACUGAGACUUUUCAAGAUUCCGCAGAUCAGUUAUGCCUCUACCGCGCCAGAGUUGAGUGAUAACAGCAGCUAUGCUUUCUUCUCCCGUGUCAUUCCACCAGACUCUUACCAGACCCAGGCCAUGGUGGACAUUGUGAAGGCUUUUGGAUGGAAUUACGUGUCCACAUUGGCUUCGGAAGGAAGCUACGGCGAGAGUGGAGUGGAGGCCUUUGUGCAGGUCUCCAAGGAAGCUGGUGGGAUUUGCAUUGCUCAAUCUUUGAAAAUCCCAGCGGACCCCAAGCGAGCAGACUUUGACAAAAUCAUCAAGAGUCUUUUAGACACACCGAGGGUUCGUGGUGUAAUCAUUUUUGCCAAUGAAGAUGAUAUCAGGCAGGUCCUCGCAGCUGCCAAAAGAGCAAAUAAAGCAGGCCAUUUUAUCUGGAUCGGCUCUGACAGCUGGGGCUCGAAACACUCUCCAGUAAAACAACAAGGGGAAAUGGCUGAGGGGGCAGUCACCAUUCUACCCAAAAGAGCCUCCGUGGAUGGUUUUGACACUUAUUUCACAAGUCGGACUUUGGAGAACAAUCGAAGAAAUGUCUGGUUUGCAGAGUUCUGGGAAGAGAACUUUGACUGCCAAGUGACUCGAACAGGAUCGAAAAAAGACACAGCAAAGAAAUGCACAGGCAGUGCUGGAACCCCUGUCAUGUUUGAUGAUAAAGGAGAUGCUCCAGGCCGUUACGACAUCUUCCAGUAUCAGCUUGUUGGAAACCAUACCUGGGACUACCGCAAAAUUGGCCAAUGGACAGACCAUCUUCAUCUCAAGGUAGAAGACAUGCUCUGGCCACGGGGAAGCCAUGAGCUCCCUACCUCGGUCUGCAGCUUGCCGUGCAAAUCUGGAGAGCGUAAGAAAAUGGUGAAGGGCGUAUCCUGCUGUUGGCAUUGUGAGCUAUGUGAUGGCUAUCAGUAUCAACGCGACGAAUUCACGUGUUCCCUUUGCAGCUACGACAUGAGGCCUAACGAGAACCGGACUGGCUGCAGCCAAAUUCCGAUUGUGAAGCUCGAGUGGCAUUCACCGUGGGCCAUUAUCCCAGUGUUUCUUGCCAUGCUUGGAAUCAUUGCCACUAUUUUCGUGAUGGCUACUUUUAUACGGUACAACGACACACCAAUUGUACGGGCGACUGGACGGGAGCUCAGUUACGUUCUUCUCACAGGGAUAUUCCUCUGUUACAUCAUCACCUUCCUAAUGAUUGCCAAACCCAACAUGGGAAUUUGUUCGUUCCGCCGCAUCUUCCUGGGCCUCGGAAUGUGCAUCAGUUAUGCAGCUUUAUUGACUAAGACCAACCGGAUUUUCCGCAUCUUUGAGCAGGGCAAGAAGGCUGUGACAGCACCCAGACUCAUCAGCCCGACAUCCCAGCUAGCAAUCACAUCCAGUCUCAUAUCAGUCCAACUUCUCGGAGUCUUCAUCUGGUUUGGGAUUGACCCACCAAAUACCAUCAUCGACUACGAUGAGCAGAAGACCUCUGAUCCUGAGCUGGCGAGAGGAGUCCUCAAAUGCGACAUUACAGAUUUACAAAUCAUAUGCUCCCUGGGAUAUAGCAUCCUUCUAAUGGUGACAUGCACUGUUUAUGCCAUCAAGACAAGGGGCGUCCCAGAGAACUUCAAUGAAGCUAAGCCUAUAGGAUUCACUAUGUACACUACCUGUAUAGUAUGGCUUGCCUUUAUUCCAAUAUUUUUUGGGACUGCUAAGUCAGCAGAAAAGAUGUACAUACAGACUACCACCCUAACCAUAUCCAUGAACCUAAGUGCUUCUGUGGCUCUGGGUAUGCUAUACAUGCCGAAGGUUUACAUCAUCAUCUUCCACCCAGAACAGAACGUCCAGAAGCGAAAGCGCAGCUUUAAGGCGGUGGUAACUGCAGCAACUAUGUCUUCACGACUAUCCCAUAAAUCCUCAGACAGGCCUAAUGGUGAAGCCAAAACAGAGCUGUGUGAAAAUGUAGAUCCGAACAGCCCAGCAGCCAAAAAGAAAUACGUAAGCUACAAUGAUCUUGUUAUUUAAAAACAGCCUCCUCCAGAGAAGAGGGAGGCCAGGAUCUUCAGACAUCAGGCACAGGUCUCCAUACGCCCUACUGCCCAUCUAUGGAGGAGUCUGUAUCCAGGCUUUAUCUUUAUGAUUGAACAUGGAGGAUCCAGGUGUUUGAUAUGUGCUCCUUGAGAAAUAAUUCGUUGAAACAACUAUUGGAUUUAUUGGACUUGCAAGCCACUGGCACUAUUGUGUUGUUAUGUGCGUAACCCGGCGCAUCAGUCAGAGCUAAAACCAAUGCAUCUUUCCUCGUGGGCAAACUACAAGUGAAAAACGGAGCUCUCACAGGGCUUGUUAAAUCUUUGUCAAAAACUGCAGUCUGGAAGUACACUCAAAGAAAAUAAAAUCCCAUCUAUAUAGUUUGUGAGGUUUUGCGUAGUGCAUCUUUGUUGCUUCUGUUUCACUGUUGCUUCCUGAAUGCAAUUACACUUAUUAAUUGGUCUUGGAAUUCCCUGUUUAGUCAACAGUUCAUGUCUUGUUAUGCCCCCUAUGGAGCUAUGUGAUAAAGGACUAUGAAAGCAUGUUAAUUUUCUACAGUUUGUUUGUAAUAAGUAUUGACAUUAAUCUUGAUGCUUAUGUGCCAAUAUUGUGGAAUAUUCUUUCAGCCAAACAUAUGUUUUUUUUAAAAAAAUGGUCACUCAUUAAUUGGAAUAAAUGAUGUUGUUGUCAAAAGAAUGUAUCAGCACAAGAAAUAAAACCAUUUGGAUUAAUUUUUUUAUU